GUACAGACUCCGGCGUCCCUUCCCUGCGGCACUGCUUCCCACAGACGCUUGGCCUGGCCCGGGAGAGGCAUCUGAAAAGAAACCUGAGCGCCUGAUGAAAGCCUAUAAAAUGUGAUGCCCAGUCCUAGGAGCCUGACAAAGGUCCUCAGAGAGUGGGGCAACCAGAGCACCCAGAGCCGAUGCAUACCUGGGACAGGAUGGCCCACCGGUCUGCCCUGAGGCUGGGCCCUCUGCUCCUGCUUUCCCUCUGUGCAUCCUCCACUCCAGUCUCCCUCCUUCGGCGCUUGGGCGAGCACCUUGGACAGAUUCAGGACAGCUCCAGCCCCAGUUUGAGUUUAGGGCCAGGCGCUGUGGCCAUCCCCAAACAAGGGUGGCUGGAGCAGCCACUGGACCCCUUCAACGCAUCCGACACUCGGUCCUUCCUGCAGCGGUAUUGGGUGAAUGACCGACACUGGACCAGCCAGCGUGGACCCGUGUUCCUGCAUCUGGGAGGCGAGAGCAGCCUCAGGUCUAGCUCAGUGCUGAGAGGGCACCCUACAGCCCUGGCCCCAGCCUGGGGAGCCCUGGUGAUAGGCCUGGAGCACAGGUUCUAUGGCUUGAGUGUCCCCGCUGGAGGCCUGGAUGUGGCCCAGCUCCGCUUCUUGUCCAGCCGCCACGCGCUGGCGGACGUGGCCUCUGCCCGCCUGGCACUCGCCCGCCUCUUCAACGUCUCCACCUCCAGCCCCUGGAUCUGCUUUGGAGGAUCAUACGCCGGCUCCUUGGCCGCCUGGGCCAGGCUAAAGUUCCCCCACCUCAUUUUCGCAUCGGUCGCCUCCUCCGCUCCAGUGCGGGCCACGCUGGAUUUCUCCGAGUACAACGAGGUGGUGUCCCGAAGCCUGACGAGAACUGCCCUCGGCGGAUCCCCGGAGUGCCGGGCGGCGGCGUCCGCAGCCUUCGCAGAGGUGGAGCGACGGCUGCACGCGGGCGGGGCGACUCGCUCGGCGCUGCGGUCGGAGCUGGGCGCCUGCUCACCUCUGGACAGAGCCGAGGACCAGGCGGAGCUGCUGGGGGCGCUGCAGGCCCUGGUGGGGGGCGCCGUGCAGUACGACGCGCAGGCCGGGGUGCCGCUGAGCGUGCGAGGGCUCUGCGGACUCCUGCUCGAGGGCCCGAGCAACCGCAGCCGCUCCGCGCCCUACCACGGGCUCCGGCGGGCAGUGCAGGUUGUCAUGCACAGUCUCGGCCAGAGGUGUUUAAGCUUCUCUCGAGCAGAAACAGUGGCACAACUGAAGGUCACAGAUUCCCAAAUGUCGGGUGUGGGUGACCGGCAGUGGUUGUACCAGACAUGUACAGAGUUUGGCUUCUAUAUCACCUGUGAGGGCCCCAGGUGCCCUUUUUCCCAGGUCCCAGCACUGCCAUCCCAGCUAGAGCUAUGUGAGCAGGUGUUUGGGCUCUCAGCCUCAUCUGUAGUGCAGGCUGUGGCCCAGACAAACUCCUAUUAUGGUGGCCAGACCCCAGGGGCCACCCAAGUGCUCUUCAUUAAUGGGGACACAGAUCCCUGGCAUGUGCUAAGCAUAACACAAGCCUCAGGUCCCUUGGAGUCAGCCCUUCUCAUCCCAAGUGCUUCCCACUGCAUGGACAUGGCACCGGAGAGGCCCUCAGACUCCCCCAGCCUCCGCCUAGGGCGCCAGAGCAUCUUCCAGCAGCUGCAGACCUGGCUCAGGCUGGCAGAGGAGAGCCAGGUUCGGAGUGGGGCCUGAGGGGCCCCUACUCUCGCCACUCCCUGCGUGGCCACCUCACCCUGGACAUGUUCACUGGACAGGAGAGAGCAGCUUGUUC
This is a messenger RNA of Nyctereutes procyonoides (raccoon dog), 1815 nucleotides long. It is a transcript of the gene PRSS16, whose product is annotated as serine protease 16. Gene Ontology annotation, biological process: proteolysis. Bases 180 to 1736 code for a protein of 518 amino acids. NCBI's taxonomy places the organism in Eukaryota, Metazoa, Chordata, Mammalia, Carnivora, Canidae. The record is from RefSeq and is a predicted model, not a curated record. Gene Ontology annotation, cellular component: endosome; lysosome. The transcript is spliced from 12 exons. Gene Ontology annotation, molecular function: serine-type exopeptidase activity; dipeptidyl-peptidase activity.